GCUCCACAGUAGAUUGGUCGCAGGGCGGCGUGGUUUCACCGAGGACGGUGUGGUCGAGUGGAGCGGCAGGACAGACAGACGCUUUCACCGUGUCUCCAAACAAAUCCACGCACACGACAAGGGAGAAGGAAAAACACGAACAGAAUCUUCUGGAAGGUCUUCUUAUUUGAGGUCAAAGUUCACUGAUCAUCAUGGCAGACGAAGCUGACAUGCGCAACGAGCUGGCCGACCUGCAGACACGGGCAGACCAGAUAGCUGAUGAGUCUCUGGAGAGCACUCGUCGUAUGCUGGCUCUGGUUGAGGAGAGUAAGGAUGCUGGCAUCAGGACCCUUGUCAUGUUGGACGAGCAGGGAGAACAACUUGAUCGCGUGGAGGAGGGCAUGAACAAGGUGAACGCAGACCUGAAGGAGGCCGAGAAAGAUUUAAAAGAUUUAGGACAAUGCUGUGGUCUGAUAUGCCCAUGUAUUAAAAAGAUCAAGGGUGGAGGCCAGGCCUGGGGCGGAAACCAGGACGGAGUGGUGAACAGUCAGCCCGGUGCCCGAGUGGUGGACGAGCGUGAACAGAUGGCCAUCAGUGGGGGCUUCAUCCGCAGGGUGACGGAUGAUGCACGAGAGAAUGAGAUGGAUGAGAACCUGGAGCAGGUGGGCGGCAUCAUCGGAAAUUUGCGCCACAUGGCCUUGGACAUGGGCCAGGAAAUUGACACCCAGAAUCGCCAGAUUGACAGGAUCAUGGAGAAGGCCGAUUCCAACAAGACCAGGAUCGAUGAAGCCAACCAGCGUGCUACAAAGAUGUUGGGCAGUGGCUAAACU
Messenger RNA from Cynoglossus semilaevis (tongue sole), 809 nucleotides. Its product is annotated as synaptosomal-associated protein 25-A. NCBI's taxonomy places the organism in Eukaryota, Metazoa, Chordata, Actinopteri, Pleuronectiformes, Cynoglossidae. Gene Ontology annotation, cellular component: synaptobrevin 2-SNAP-25-syntaxin-1a-complexin I complex; plasma membrane. Bases 192 to 806 code for a protein of 204 amino acids. The transcript is spliced from 8 exons. The record is from RefSeq and is a predicted model, not a curated record. Gene Ontology annotation, biological process: exocytosis; synaptic vesicle fusion to presynaptic active zone membrane; synaptic vesicle priming. Gene Ontology annotation, molecular function: voltage-gated potassium channel activity; syntaxin-1 binding; SNAP receptor activity.